UCAACCUGACUUUAUCCAAUGUUCCAACGAUAUCUCUUAGUCUAUAUUUCUGGCCUCCACAUGAAUAUGUGGAUGCCUUUUUCCUCAAUGAUAACCUAUUCUACCUCAACCCCACCCCAUACUUCAAAAUCAUACAGUAUUCAAAAGAGGGCAUGUCUUUUCCUGUUGAGCUGGACCACGUUAUCAGCGCAGCGCAGACAGACUGAAGGAAAACCAACAACAGAAUAACACCAUUGACUGAGAGGUGACCCUAAAAACCUAAAAGCUUCCAUAAAGUCAGAGUGUUCUCACCGACACCCUGAAGUCUGUGAACUCUCGAAACAUGAGUCAAUUAGCUGAAAUAGCCUUGAAUGAAGCACGCGAAGAACAGCCCUUCAGUUUAUACUCGCGCACGCCUCUGUCAGUGUUGCCAUGUCAAUGAUUAAAAACACCAGUGCGGACAAGUUCUCCUCACCGUUUCUCUUUUUUAUUUUCUGCUUCCUCAUUUCUCAGUUUUUCCAGCUAUGGACACUUGUUCCUUCGCUUGGUGACUGACUGUAAAUACACUGAUGUUUUAAUAUGCAGUUUUAUUGUGUGUGUCUUGUAUCAGGACUGAUGUUUGUACGCUCACACACCCCUCCGGCUCUCUUCCACUCAAACCUGUCGAGCAACACAAGUUGUGAGAAGUUUUCUUCUCACACUGACACAACAGCACUACAGGUCUACAGUAUGGAGCCGAGACGUCUCGGAUUAAACCAGAAACAAACAGAGAUGCUAGUUUGUUACUGAAGUGAAUUAUUCCCAGUGCUCAGAGAAAAGAAGGAGUCGAGGGAUUAUUCUGUUCUCUGAUGAUCUCAUGAUGACUGUAUACGAACCCUGAUUUCCUGUUUGCACUGAACACCAGCCACAUAACAGGUUUGGGAUCAGCAGAAGUGGGCCACUAUGUCACUUUCACAGCAGGUUCUGGUGAAUUAUGAAUACAAAUACACUGCUCGAGACGGCAGAGAGGUGUCCAUCAAACCCAACGAGCACUACAUCCUAGUAGCCAAGACCAAUGAAACCUGGUGGCACGUUCGGAGGGAUGGGACUGACAAGCCUUUUUUCAUCCCAGCAACCUAUGUGACCGAACUCCCACCUGAGACCAACCAAACUUCACUGGACCCUUCUGUAGAGUUUAGUGGAAGUGAAUCCCUCAAGUCUAACUCAGAGACAGCUCCUGAUAGUCUUCCCACCAUCACUGAGCCCGCUGAGGUCACGCUUCGAGUCCCAGCCUCUAUAAAACAAGACACGGAGAAAGACGGUCAUAGAAUAUCAACAUAUAUUAUUCCAAAGGAAUUCUUUGAACUGAAGGGUUUGGAUCCAGAUCCCAUAAAGACUGAAGCAGAGGCCGGUCCUGUGCCUGAACACACAGAUCAAGAAAAGUCUUCCAAGCCAGCUUCCCCAACUAAUGGGGAAACACCACCCUCUAUCUUACUGAAGCUUCUCCAUACAGUCAACACACCUCAAUCCCCAGAACUGGAGAUAAAAUCAACCGUAAAUGCAACAGAAAGGCCUCGGGUGGACACAAAGGCCCUGGAUCAAGAUAUUCAGAUGCUCAAUAGAUCUGGCUGGGGUGACAUCUGGAGCCCCAUGAAUAAAGACAAGAAUGUGUAUGAGAGUUUGGAUACAAUGAGAGAACCAGAAUCCUCAAAAGCCGAAGAUAAUGUGACUGUAAACCCUGUCACACCAGAUAAGAAUAUGGUAGAGGAUGACAGCGCUCUCACGGCGGUGUAUGUAAACCUCCCCCGGGUGCGUCGGAGUACCACUGACACCUCCAGUACCGUUGCUUCUCCAUUACAGGAGUUCCCAGACACUCCCGAUACCCUUCUUUUAGACUCUGCGGGAUGGGAGAUCCAUACUGACGACCAGAGCGGCCAAGAGUACUACUACCACCCCUCUACGGGCCGCAGCACCUGGGAGUAUCCGCUCAGCUACUCCAUGGAGUCGUCAGUGGGGACAGAGGAGGCCCGUUCUCCUCCCUCGUUCCCCCAGUCUCCCAUCAGCUCGCCCCUAUUCCCUUCUCCUCAAAGGUGGAGCUCGGACUGGGAGAAGGUGCUGGAUGAGAAUACUGGCAGGCAUUACUUCUUUAACAUUGUGUCGGGUCAGAGCUCAUGGGAUCCCCCAGAGGAUAUCACCUCACCAGAGCAGUUUCUGGAAGAUUGCCCGCCUCCAUUUCCUGAGGAAGACUACCCAGCAUCUCCAGAUCUGGAGGAAGCAUCUCCUCUCUCUAUGCCAUCAGAGUAUACUUUGAUUCAUGUGAAGAAGGUCUCAAUCCCCAGGGCCAGUCUGGAUCACAGCGUCCCACCAGGCUGGACCCUCAGCAUCGACCCUGAAGGAGCUUGGGUCUUCACGAGCGACCACACGCAGGAGCAGUGGAUCAAGUCGCUAGACGAUCGAGGACGGACAUACUACUACUUAAGAGAUGGCAGCAAGUCCCAGUGGAACUUGCCUGAGUACUCUGGAAGUCCAGGACAGUAUGGAGUGGGAAAUGGGGCCUCACUAGAGCAGGACACAAUGGGAUCCAAGCAAAACUGGAGGCGCAGUGCGGGAUACCAGGAAGAUAAGAGUCACUCAUCAUAUCCUCAGAAUACACCAGACAGCGAUGCCUCCAGCUCUCCUGAGAUGCCACAUAAUGUUUCAAACUUGGAAAAGGCUGGAAUCCUGAAUAAAACAAAGGUGUCUGAAAACGGGAAGAAAAUUAGGAAGAACUGGAGUAAUUCCUGGACGGUUCUCCAUGGAGGGAUACUGACAUUCCAUAAGGAUCCAAAGACACCAGCUGGAGCAUCGAGCAAGACAAACCAGAUAGUUCCAGAAUUCACAGUCGAACUGAGAGGGGCAACAAUUAACCGGGCAACCAAGGACAAAUCAAGCAAGAAAAAUGUUUUGGAGCUUAAGAGUCGCAAUGGUGUGGAGUACUUGAUCCAGUACGACACUGAGAGCAUCAUCACAGACUGGUAUAAAAUCAUCACAGAUACCAUACACCAGCUGGAUCUGCGUCAGGAUCUGGAUCAGCACCACUCUGAAGAUGAGGAGGAAAUCAGUGAGAAGUCCUCGAGCUUAGACAGAGAGGAUAGACCCUUCGACAAAAGAACUAUGAGCAAUGCAUCUCGUCAUCCUUCGUCCUCUUCGACACCUGAAGCAGAUCAGAAGAAGGUCCGCACCAAACUGAAGAAGUUUCUCCUCAAGCGGCCCACCCUGCAGUCGGUCAAAGACAAGGGAUAUAUCAGAGAAAAUGUAUUCGGAUGUCACUUGCACAAUCUCUGCACUCAAGAAAAGACGAGAGUGCCCAGCUUUGUAGAGAAAUGCAUCCGGGCGGUAGAGAAAAGAGGUCUGGAGAUCGAUGGACUCUACAGAGUUAGUGGGAAUUUGGCAGUCAUCCAGAAACUGCGUUUCAAAGCAGAUCAUGAGGAUCUGGACCUGGAGGAGGGGAACUGGGACAUCCAUGUGAUCACAGGAGCGCUGAAGCUCUUCUUCAGAGAGCUGCAGGAGCCUCUUUUCCCUUACAGUCUCUUCAAUGAUUUCAUCAAUGGCAUCAAAAUCCCUGAUUAUUACAGUAAAAUAGCACACAUGAGAAAUCUGGUACGGUCUUUGCCACCACCCAACCGUAACACAAUGGAGGCCCUAUUCAGCCAUUUACGCAAGGUUAUUCAACACGGCGAUGAGAACAGAAUGAGCGUGCAGAAUGUGGCUAUCGUUUUCGGCCCAACGUUACUCAAACCGGAGGUGGAGACGGCAAACAUCGCCACUUACAUGGUCUUCCAGAACCAGAUUGUAGAAUUCUUACUCAAUGAAUUUGAGUCGAUCUUCCACAUGUGAUUGACCUGAACUUGCACUGAAUACAAAAGCCCACUCAAAUGCUGGAGAUGAAGCUGCAAAACUGAUCUCAGUCCAGUCAGAGGGACAGUAUGUAACAGAUCUGCGAAGGAAAGCCUCUCGACUGGCACAUUUUGCAGCAGGUUGUAAAUAGAGAUGCUACAAAAAUCAAGAACAGUAGCAUCUGUGAUUAAUCUAUUAAUAUCACUGAAACAGAAGAGCAGUUUAAAUAUUGGCCAUUAAGGGUAAUACACAUUUUAAA
Messenger RNA from Sinocyclocheilus rhinocerous, 4093 nucleotides. RefSeq names its product Rho GTPase activating protein 27 (gene arhgap27). Gene Ontology annotation, cellular component: cytoplasm. The record is from RefSeq and is a predicted model, not a curated record. The transcript is spliced from 18 exons. The coding region runs from base 922 to 3834 and encodes 970 amino acids. NCBI's taxonomy places the organism in Eukaryota, Metazoa, Chordata, Actinopteri, Cypriniformes, Cyprinidae. Gene Ontology annotation, biological process: regulation of GTPase activity; signal transduction. Gene Ontology annotation, molecular function: protein binding.